Messenger RNA from Scleropages formosus (Asian bonytongue), 1113 nucleotides. RefSeq names its product opioid receptor, kappa 1 (gene oprk1). NCBI's taxonomy places the organism in Eukaryota, Metazoa, Chordata, Actinopteri, Osteoglossiformes, Osteoglossidae. Gene Ontology annotation, molecular function: dynorphin receptor activity; neuropeptide binding. The record is from RefSeq and is a predicted model, not a curated record. Bases 1 to 1113 code for a protein of 370 amino acids. The transcript has 3 exons. Gene Ontology annotation, cellular component: neuron projection; plasma membrane. Gene Ontology annotation, biological process: neuropeptide signaling pathway; G protein-coupled opioid receptor signaling pathway; sensory perception of pain.
AUGGAGAUCAGCCCGGUGGAGAUCUUCAAGGAGGACAGGUGUCCCUCGGAGGAGUGCCUCCCCAACUCCACGCGGCUGCCCGCGCUCGCAGACAUCAUGUACAACGUGUCGGCCAACGGCACGUGGACCGGCGAGCCCAUGUCGCCCAUCUUCCCCGUGCUCACGGCCGUCUACUCGGUGGUCUUCGUGGUGGGCUUGUCGGGCAACUGCCUGGUCAUGUACGUGAUCAUCAGAUAUACAAAGAUGAAGACAGCCACCAACAUCUAUAUCUUCAACCUGGCUCUAGCAGACGCCCUGGUCACCACCACCAUGCCUUUCCAGAGCACGGACUACCUGCUUAACUCGUGGCCAUUCGGGGACGUGGUCUGCAAGGUGUUCAUCUCCAUCGACUACUACAACAUGUUCACCAGUAUCUUCACCCUGACCAUGAUGAGCGUGGACCGCUACAUUGCUGUGUGCCACCCGGUCAAGGCACUCGACUUCCGCACGCCCCUCAAGGCCAAGAUCAUCAACGUCUGCAUCUGGAUUCUGUCAUCGGCAGCUGGAAUUCCUGCGCUAGUCCUUGGCAGCACCGAGACAAACAAUGGGACCACGGAGUGCGCCUUGCAGUUCCCUGAGCCGUACGUCUAUUGGGACACAUUGAUGAAGGUUUGCGUGUUCAUCUUCGCCUUCAUUGUGCCCGUCCUCAUCAUCACUGUGUGCUACUCCCUGAUGAUCCUGCGACUGAAGAGCGUACGCCUGUUGUCAGGCUCACGCGAGAAGGACCGCAACCUGCGGCGCAUUACCAAGCUGGUCCUGGUAGUGGUAGCCGUGUUCGUCGUGUGCUGGACACCCAUCCACAUCUUCAUCCUGGUCAAAGUGCUCACAGAUGUGCCCAACACCACAGGCAUCACGGCGGCUUACUUCUUCUGCGUAGCCCUAGGCUACACCAACAGCAGCCUCAACCCUAUUUUGUAUGCCUUCCUGGAUGAGAACUUCAAGCGCUGCUUCAAGGAUUUCUGCAUGCCUCGGAAGCUGAAGACAGACAGGACCAGCACCAGCCGGACCAGGAGCACCCUCCGAGAGCUCGCACACCCCCAGCAGAAUCUGGAUGGAACCGGCAAGCCCGUAUGA